CAUGUUUCUAAGACUGCCAAAGAUAAUAAAAUUUCAGCUAGGCCUGAGAUCUUCAUUUAGUUCAAGGUAACUACAGCAGGCGCACGCUAUAUGAGUUAAUGCCAUCGGAAGAACCACUGGAAUAUAGUCUACAUAUUUUUAGUCGAAAUUGUAUCAUCGAAAAUAAUUUCCGCAAGCCUUUGAAUAUUUUUAUUUUCUGGAUUUUGUUUUCAACACUGUAAAAAAAAAUAGUUGAAGUUUGUUGAGAAAUACGAAAUGACUUUUUCGACUAAACAAUAUGUAGAUGUACACUUCAUCGACCGAUUAUUGUACUCUGUACCAUUAUAAGUAUGUUGAGGGCACAAUAUACUCAAUGGCGUGGUGCAAUCCUCGUCUAUUUAUCUCAAUACUGAAGAACAAUCUCGGACGACUCACAAUUAGCUGACCCAUUUCGAUACUAUUUUGUGAACUUCAGAUCACGGAAGUAUACUAAUAUUAUUGGUCUUCGAUACCAGGUACAAAAAUUCUGACAACACACAUUACGGGACACUGGGUCUGUGCUGUCUUCAGCAGUUUUGUGUGAAAUCGCUCUUUGCUCGAUCGAAACAAAUCUAUGAUAUUUAGGGGCAAUUUUAAGCCAGACAAUGCCAUCUAGACAGUCAAGCCUUAGAUUAUUAAUUAUAAAAAGGUUUCUAGGUCAGCUAAACGGAAAACUUUAACAAAAAUAGUUUGAUAGUCUCUAUAUAUGUUCGGUUUCAAACACAGACACUUCAAACAACUUAGCGCCGUUGUAACGCACCCUAUAUCCCUUUGCAGUAUAAUGAAUUUAGAUGUAUAUCUCAAUAAUGAAAUUAGUCUAUAAAUUUAGCAUGUUCCACCAUGUUCAGAUGUUAUCAGCGUUCUUUACAACAGUGCGAAAAUCCUAUAAAUGAGACGCAACCAAUGAUAAACUUGAACAAUAGUUCUGAAAUCACAGAUCACAGGUGUCCCGCACGUCUUAAUCGCUUAUGUUGCAGAAUGAAGUUCUACGUGGGCAUCCUUAUAACGGUAUUUUGUAUUUGGAAAAAAUUUGCGGAGGCUGAGCAAAGUUACAUGGUGACAAAUGAGUUUUUCGAGCAUUACGAUGGUCAGACGCAGACUUUAUUUUAUGCGGAUAACAUGAAAAUUAUCGGUCGUCAACGUAGCAUAAAUGGCACUAUGAGAUUUUUGGAAGACAUGAGCGACGAACACUUUAUGCUUAGUGUCGAAAUGUUCACCGCUCAACAUGGCGAGAGUCGGUUAAAACCGUUACCCAGUGUGGAGCGUAUACGCAUUUGCGAGGGUCUCAAAACCUAUUUCAGGGAAAAAGUGCAACCGUCUUUAGUAUAUGGUGAGAAUACCGAUUUUCCUUACAUACCUGAAGAGGGUUUGUGUCCCCUGCCGAAAGGUGAAUAUUAUUUUAAAAAUGUAAUACAGAAUAUCAACCCGUGGCCCACUGAGGUACCAAGGGGCAUUUUAAAAACAAAAAUGACUUUUUUCAAAGAUGGAGUUAAUAUUGGAGCAUGGUCACUGCAGAUGAAAUUGGAAGAUCGUGAGUGAAAUUUUUGGUUUUGAAAAGUAAUGCAAAACAAAGAAAAUUUGAUUGAUUUGCAAUUUAUUUUAGAACAAAACGUAAAAUAAAAGAAUACGAGCAUAAACAUA
Messenger RNA from Bactrocera dorsalis (oriental fruit fly), 1659 nucleotides. RefSeq lists its product as uncharacterized. Lineage: Eukaryota; Metazoa; Arthropoda; Insecta; Diptera; Tephritidae. The transcript is spliced from 2 exons. The coding region runs from base 859 to 1557 and encodes 232 amino acids. The record is from RefSeq and is a predicted model, not a curated record.